GCUCCCUGUAUUGUCAGUCAAACCUGAUCGAUCACCACCAUACCUACACUCCUCGUCACCGACACCAAAAACACCACCGUCAUCCUCAUCCUCAUCUCCACCCAUCACCAUCACCUCGACCUCCUCCUCCUCCAAGACGGCCUCCCUCUAUCAGGCGCGCCUGUAAUUCACCCUAACCUUCCUCCACUGUACCAUUAUUCAACCCCUCCUGCUCGUAUUCAGCGCUUCUUCAUCUUCGUCUUGUCAUUCCACGCGACCCACGACCAAGAUAACGAAAAUCCCCUGGACCACCUCACUGUGCAGCGUGUUCUAUCCUGCGCUGACUAUAGAACCCUUGACUACAAUUUAUUCACUUUUGACUUGACACGGGCUGACUCUUCUCCCAUCUGUCCACCCUCAAACCCCCUCACAUAUAAUCUCACCGACCAAACAUCUCCAAACAAGCCCACCCACAGUUCGUCACACCCUGCGGCAUCCCUGGCCAACCAUCUCCAUUGACUGGUCCCAAACAAAACCUCAUACUCCUCCACGGCAUCUGCUCCCGCAGUGCGCCAUUCGUUUCUCCAACCCAUCAUCAACCACUCAAUCACUGUGUUUCAGCUGCAGGCCGGCAGAGAAGUCCUCGGACCUAGAAACAACAUUCCACUCGCUCACUGUCUUACAUGAACCCAAGUCGGUUCGACUUCUCGCACCUAAACGGCUGUUGAUGAACUAUCCUUCCGAGAUUGGGUGCAAGAAAAGGUUGCAGUGAUUGGGGCUUACAUCUUUUCAUUUCCAUGACCUGUCGUCAACACCAUAAUUGCCCUUGGGACGCAACACCAUAGCCCGUCAUGGCAACCGCAAUGGAGUCACCCAUGGCCUUUCCAGAUUCUCCUCUGGAUCCCGACGAAGUUCCCUUUCCUUGCAAAGGAUGUGGACAGAUUCUCGAGGAAGGAAAGGCAUUUGAGUUAGCUGGCAAUCGAUGGCACAUCGAUUGUUUCCGUUGCAACACCUGCGGAACCCUUCUCGACUCCGAUGCCAACCUCCUCCUCCUCGGCGACGGUUCUCUCAUCUGCAACAAUUGCACCUAUAGCUGCAGCAACUGCAACAACAAGAUAGAAGAUCUGGCUAUUCUGACAGGCGACCAGGCUUUCUGCGCCAACUGUUUCAAAUGUCGCAACUGCAAGCGAAAAAUAGAAAACCUUCGCUACGCCCGGACGUCUCAAGGCAUCUUUUGUAUGGACUGCCACGAAGCUCUCAUGGCUAGAAGGCGCAAAAAGUCCGCAAAGGCUACAUCACAGAAGUCCAGAGGUCCUGGGACUCAUUACGACAAAUCCCUCCCGGCAAUUCCCCCUCCAGAAUCACGCAAACCAGCCCCUGUCCCAGAGGUGCAAUCUCCCUAUUCAGAUGAAUACCAGGACUCUCCCAACCCUGAUAUUCAAUCCGUGUCUAAGACCAUCUCCGAGCUUCAACGAGAUGUCGAUUCCAGGCCAUCUUCUGCAGAUCAGUCCAAUCGCGGUUUGUCAUUCUAUAAUCCAGCCUCCCCUCCUACACCCACUAAUUUGUUUGCUCUUCAGACUUGCGGACUCUCCCUUCGACAACCUUCCGAACAAACCGCCAUUCUAUGAUGUCGCAACGAUCAGACAUCAAUACAGGCCCAGAAGAGUUCUUGAUUCCCCUGGCCUUUGAUCCUACCCCUCAACCCUCCUCCCAAUCUCCAAGUGUUUCUGGUCAGGCCACACCAAGAGGCGGAAAUGAGGAGAGACCAAAAGAUUACUUUACAAAUAGACCUGCUCAGGCCCCCAAACCAGCCACUGCCAGUCCACAUAUAGCAUAUCAGGAAAAGGGCCGACAGGCCUCUCGAGAAGUCAACGACUUUGCACGACAGAAGAACGAGGAGGUUUUUGGUGGGUCUACCACACCAAGCGCCUCACCCUUCGUCGUCCCGGACCGUGUCCGCAAGUCGGAGGAUUCCACUCGCCAGGCAACUGCACCUCGUGCGAGUAAUGACCUGCUCACGAGUGACAAAUUCAAGUUACAGGAGGCGCCCAGGACGAAGAAGCCUGAGCGUCUGAGCCCCGUCUCACGCUCGGAAUCCACCACUCCCCGAAUCGAGACGGGGGACCCGGUCGAACAGUAUGCUACCAACCGGCUGCUCAAUCCCCCAGAUCUUGCCACCCCUUCAGAUAAUGGCUUCUCUACACCUCGACUUUCGAGCCAAUCCAGCCCCAGGAUCCAGGGCAACGAGUCUCCCAAACCUCCACAGCUCUCUGCAUCGUCCUUGUUGCAGGCUCUGCCAAAACGAGGCGAUUCACUUGACAGCGCCAAACGACCGCAAACAAUCACGAGAAAAGAGGUCGGCGCUGCAGCCAAUCUUCCCUCGACCCUGAGUGCUGCCAUCAAUGGAGGGUCCUCUCCUACACCAAAAGGAACGCCAACACCCGCCGACCUCGAACGAGCAAAUGGCGGAAAGGUCAUAUCAGCACCUAUUGGGACCCCCAAGUCCAAGAGCAUUUUUGAUACUGCCGACAACCCCCUCGAGGCGUCCGAGAUCAUCAGCGGCAAGACGAGCACAACAUCAUUUGUGGACCCUCGAGCACCACCAUUACCGCCACCGGAGCAUUCCAGAUCACAAUCUGUCAGUACGGUGCACUCGACAAAGGGCGGCGAGGGCGAAAAGUCGCCCGGACUUCCCAGAUACUCCACUGGCGGAGAAUUCACCAUGGAUGAAGACAUGGCGCGAAUCAUGGGCAAUGAGGAACAAGCUUCCUCUUUCCUCAAGAGGGUUUCCAAUUCAGUGCGACAUGGCCGCAGCUAUAGUGACAAAACUGGAAGACUUUCUCAAUCUCGAUGGCCUAGGUCGCCAGCGGUGCCUCAGACCUCAAUUGGUCAAGAAAUCAGUAGCCCUAGCACUGCCUCGCCCGAACAUCGGGACGAGCUUGCAUGGUUCAAAAACGAAUUGCGGCGCGAGAGGCAGAGAACCGUGGAGCGAGAGAAAAGGAUUGCUGAGUUGGAGACUCAGUUGGAGUCGGCAGUCAACAUCAAACAAGUCAAUUCUGAGCUCAAGGAAAAGCGCUCCACCAUGGUUGUAUUGGACACCCAAAAGGAAAUUGUUGUUCGUGAGCUUGAAAUCCUGACGGAUCACCUUGCUGCGGCAAAGCGAACGGGCCAACCAUUUGAUAUCGGAAAGAUGAACAAUGCCGUUCUGAGGGAUUUCGCAGAAGCAUUAGAACGACUGAAGAACUCAUUUGCUCCCCAGAUUGAGGAAUCGAUCCAGAAGCGGAAUGACCUCGUGGACGAGAUUGCGAAUCUGACACAGAUGAAGGACAAGAGCUUCAUGGAGUUUGAGCAACUGUCUUCCAAGAAUGCACAGCUAGCCGAGCUCAACAACCAGCUCGUUCAUCAAAUUCAAGGAUUAUACAAGGCCAACUCUGGCACCACCCAGCCCGAGACCAAAGCUGGCGUGAAUGGACUAGGCAUCUACUCACACCACAAAGACAAAUCCAACAUAUCACUCGACAGUCGGGACUUGCGCAACUUCUCGACCGACGCCACCGUGGUGGAUUCAGCCAGUACUAUCCAGGCGGGAGAAGCAGAGCCAGUCACAGUACUCCAGGGCCCUCAUGUGGUAAAUAUAAAGAAGGGACAAGCCAAGAAGUUUGACUGGAGAAAAGCUCAAAAGGUCGGCAAAGGGGUGACCAAGGGCAUCAAAGGCGCCUUCUCUUCAACACAGCAGAGCUACAACCGUGAGUUGCAAUUCGCUGAGAAUGGAGCGUAUGGAAGCCUAGGAACAUCAGGAGGACACGAAUAUUCGAGUCUUCCCAAGAAUGCAGAGCCCGCGAAGCAAGGCGGGUUUGGCUUUUUUGGCAACCAGAAAUCUGGCACAAAGCCGAAUGGAUUAUACGCCAUGCAGAGCAACAACAGCACGCCGUCUCUACUGGUGGAGGCAUCACAAUUGUUUGGCUCCGAUCUCGAGCAACGCGCCGAGUACGAAAAGUCAGCUAUCCCCGCGAUUGUCAAGACGUGUGUUGAGGAAGUGGAAUCUCGAGGUAUGGAUGUGGAAGGUAUAUACCGAAAAUCUGGGGGCAAUUCCCAGGUUCAACAAGUCAAGGAUUGGUUUGAAAAUCCACACCAAGACUUUGACCUCUCCGAUCCAGACUUGGACAUUCAUGCCGUAACCUCGGGACUCAAACAGUAUUUCCGUCGCCUGCCGAAUCCGCUCAUCACAUACGAAGUGUACGAUCGGCUGUUGGAGACAAUUUCAAUACAGGAUCGAGACGAACGCGUCGAAGCGAUGCAGGCAGCGCUGGAAUAUCUCCCUCGUGUUCACUACGAAACUUUGGAAUAUCUGAUGAGACAUCUCACUCGCGUGGUACAACGAGAAAAGGAAAACCUCAUGACCAGCACGAACAUUGCUGUGGUGUUUGCGCCCACAAUCAUGAGGCCUGAAAGUCUCAACCGUGAAUUGAGCGAUACCAAGAUGAAGAACGAGGCUGUGACAUGGAUGGUGGAGAAUUGCGACGGAUUGUUUGGGAAAUAGACACGUGUUUGGAUACGACCCCGGAGAGGUGCUUCCAGAACUUCGAUUUGACCUGUCCACUUGUUGAUGAAGGUGGAUCUAGGCGAAUUCAUUCAAGGGUCAUGGAUGGGAAGGAAUACCCCCAAUGACAUGCAUGUGGAUUUCAUCUCGGACUGACACAGGGUCGGGUACCGUGUAUUGUAAUAUAUGUCGACUACCUGAGCGAAGAUUACCUGGGACGACACUGGGCAUGUGGCGAGGCAUACGGGAUUCCAUAUGGGAUGAGGAAGCGAUGCGAUGGGAAUUAUUCAAAGCGUGGAGCGGGACGGACAGACUGAGUUGACUGCAUUGGAGGCUUCUGGAUCGUCAGUCCAAAGAUUUUGAUUCUGCGUAGUAGCGAGGUGAGAGUUCUUGCGAGCAGGCGAACCUCGAAAAGUGGUUAUAAUAGCAUGGAUUUGGAGACGGAGACUUGGAAUUUUGAAUCUGCACGUGUGUAGACGGACGUAGAGGACACAUUGCCUGUUGUAGAGGCUGGGUUGAUGAAGAUGAUACUGAU
Molecule: messenger RNA, 5054 nt
Organism: Exophiala mesophila
Lineage: Eukaryota; Fungi; Ascomycota; Eurotiomycetes; Chaetothyriales; Herpotrichiellaceae
Exons: 5
Coding region: 1604-4519 (971 amino acids)
Biological process (GO): regulation of GTPase activity; signal transduction
Cellular component (GO): cytoplasm
Source: RefSeq, a predicted model, not a curated record